CUCGUGCUGAGGCGCGUCGUCUCCAUGCACGUCGACCCAUCUCACCUGCCAUGUCGGUGGACUUGACAGAUCCAAAUAUCACCUCUGUUUAUGACGACAUUAUCAAGAACAGAGACAAAGACUGGUUAUUACUGACGUAUGGCCAGUCAAGAGACAAGCUUUCGCUCCUGGAGAGUGGUAUUGGGACAUUUAACGACCUUUGCGGUGCUGUUCCUCGAUCAGAAGACGUGUACUUUGGAUUCUGCCGUGAAAGAGAUGGCGAUAAUAACUACUUCGCGUUGAUCGCCUUUGUGCCAGAAGGCGUGUCUGGUGUCAAGCGAGCUAGGGCCCUGGUGCACUCUCGAGCUGUUGGAUCACUCUUCAAGGCAGCAAAUAUUUCUAUGAAUGUCUCUAACCUCGACGUGGAUAAUACCUCAAAGCUUCGCGAACGUCUCCAGCUUGGGCCGUCCUAUAUACCUCGUCUAGCACCUAACGUUAAUCAUCCUGUACAGCGAAGCGCGUCUAUGCCUACUGAACCACGCUCGUCACCAGAACCAGCGAAGAACAACAUGAAGGGUCUCCCGCAGUCCCCACGGGCCCGGGUGGUUGCUUCAGAGAGCCAAGCACGAAAGCUGCCUUCAUUAAGCCACGAUUUACCUCGAAUUCCGUCUGAAUUCGACGAGGAUCCGCCAGCUACUCCUCCGAAAGAUAUUAGCCAAGGACGAUCUGCAUCGGCUUUCGUAAAGAGCGCAUCGACAGGAUCUACAUUUGAUACUUCCCACCAGCGAGUGACUAGCUUCAUGUCCGAUGGGGAUGAAGUCGUCAUUAGUCCUGGUUCCCUGAACAACCGAGGAAGCAAUGGAUUCUCACUUCCUCGAUCUCCUCCACGCGUUGUUAGUCCAUCCGAGAGAGCGAGGCUGCGGCUUGAAGCGCAGAAAAAGCGAGAAGCUGAAGAGUUGCAAGCUCAACGAGAAGAGGCUGAACGUCAGGAACGUUUGAAACGACAAAAAGAGGAAACAUUACGACAGGCUCAAGAAGAGGAGGAACGACGACGUGCAAGGUUGGAGGAAGAGAAGCAACGAGCUUUGGCUGAAAGAGCUCGUCGGGAGCGAGAGGCGCAAUUAGAGGAGGAACAUAGGCUCCAGGAGUUGGAAACCCGAAAGCGACAGGAAAAGGAACGGCGCAUGCUUCAGGCGAAGCGUCUUGAUGAGGAACGCCAGGAAGCCGAGAGGCGUGCUGCCGAAGCGGCUAAGAGACGGGAGGAGCAACGCCGUGCCUCAGAUGUCAUGAGGAAGCAGCGCAUGAAGGAGAUUCAGGCGAAGUUUGCACAGGCAGGCCGGCUUGGGUCGGCUCCCGCCUUACUCUCAGGUGCCGUAACCGUGCAAACGAGUGUGUCAAACAGCUGGAAGAGAAGGUUUUUUGAAUUGAAGAGUGACUCGCUCAUCUUCUAUCGGGAUUCUCAGGAUAAGACGGUGGCCCUCGAUGUCAUGACGCUUACCGGAGGGCGAGUCCGUGCCAUCAAAGAGCCUAACGAGGGUUAUGAUGAGCUUGAGGCAAUACCGUACUCGUUCGUUGUGGAGUUUACGGAUGGUGAGGGUCCCUGGUGCAUGUUUUGUGACAGUUCAGAGGAUAAGGACAUCCUCAUGAGCCUGCUUAGCCAGACUGCCGGACUGUCGUGAUGGACGCUUGGAUACCCAGACUUUGAAUAUCUAUGUCUAUGUUGUUUUGGAUACCAGAUUGUUUACUUUUAAUGUCAUGUUUUUGGGUG
Molecule: messenger RNA, 1747 nt
Organism: Fomitiporia mediterranea MF3/22
Lineage: Eukaryota; Fungi; Basidiomycota; Agaricomycetes; Hymenochaetales; Hymenochaetaceae
Exons: 6
Coding region: 51-1658 (535 amino acids)
Molecular function (GO): actin binding
Source: RefSeq, a predicted model, not a curated record